GUGGCUGAGUCUCGCGCGGACGCCGCCGGCUCGCAGCUUCUGUCAGGAGAGCCGGGCGUGCGAAGGCGGCGGAGGAGGCGGGAAGGCGGCAGUAGUUGAAGGGGCGAUUGCUGACUUGCGGAGAGGAGGGCCGAGAAGUGGGCAGCGAUGGUGAUGGCGGCGAAGAAGGGCCCGGGUCCGGGUGGCGGGGUCGGCGCGGGGAAAGCGGAGGCGGAGGCUGCCUCGGAGGUGUGGUGCCGCCGAGUGCGGGAGCUGGGCGGCUGCAGCCAGGCCGGGAACCGCCACUGCUUCGAGUGCGCCCAGCGCGGGGUCACCUACGUGGACAUCACCGUGGGCAGUUUCGUCUGCACCACCUGCUCCGGCCUCCUGAGAGGCCUGAACCCCCCUCAUCGUGUCAAGUCCAUCUCCAUGACCACUUUCACUGAGCCUGAAGUCCUAUUCCUGCAAUCUCGUGGAAACGAGGUUUGCAGGAAGAUCUGGCUGGGCCUUUUUGAUGCUCGGACAUCUUUAAUACCAGAUUCCAGGGACCCUCAGAAGGUGAAGGAGUUUCUCCAGGAAAAGUAUGAGAAGAAGAGAUGGUACGUCCCUCCAGACCAAGUCAAGGGGCCCACUUAUACCAAAGGCAGUGCCUCCACCCCUGUCCAGGGCUCCGGCCCAGAAGGGAAACCCCCGCGGUCACUUCUGGGUGAUCCUGUGCCAUCUCUCUCAGCUGCUGCUUCCACCUCGAGCCAGUCUGUCAGCCAGUCUCAGGCCCGCACAGCUCAGGCCCGGAGCUCCCAGCUGCCGGCCCACUCUGCUGUGAAGAAAGCCACUACCGACCUGCUGGCUGACAUCGGGGGAGACCCCUUUGCUGCUCCCCAGGCUGCACCAGCCUUUGCUCCAUUCCCAGCCUUUGGAGGCCACACGCCUUCUCCUGGGGGCUUUGCCAACUUUGAUGCCUUUGGCAGUAGCCCCGGUGCCGCUGUGUUUGGAAGUGUCCCUCCCGCUGGCCAGGCCCCAUUCCCGGCCCAGCCCACACCGGCAGCCAGUCGGAUGCUAACUGGAAGUUUCAGCUUUGGGAGCAGCCAGGUGACUCCAUUUGGGACCACUCCUCUUGCACCUGCCAGUCAGCCAAAUAGCCUCGCCGAGGUGGGCAGCCUCCUGGGCCCUGGUGCAUCAGCCGGAGGUGUCCCUGGCAGCAUCUUCGGGAUGACUGGCCAGGUCCCCACGGCCAGUGGUGGCAGCAGCCCAGGGCUGGCCUUUGGAGGCCUCACCAACCCAUUCGCCGCCCCUGCCGCCCAGCCCCGGCUGCCUUCCACCAACCCGUUCCAGUCCAAUGGCCUGGCCCCAGGGCCCGGCUUUGGGAUGAGCAGUGUGGGGCCUGGCUUCCCGCAGACUGUGCCACCUGCAGGGACCUUUGCCAGCCCCUUCCCAGCCCCGCUGUUCCCCCCACAGAGCUCGCUGGCCCAGCAGGAGAAUGGCACUUCCUUUGGGGACUUGGGAUCAGCCAAGCUGGGGCAGAGGCCCCUGAGCCAGCCAGCUGGGAUCUCCACCAAUCCCUUCAUGACUGGAUCCUCACCAAGCCCAUUUGCCACCAAACCUCCAACCACCAACCCAUUCUUGUAGCACUGUGUCCUUGGCGGGGGCCUCUUCCCGCUUUCCAGGCCCCCCCUGCUCCCUAGAGCUCUCACGGCCACUUGCCUGUGGGCCUAUCUGUGGCUCUGAGACCAACAGGGGCCUGGUUUUGCAGGGGUCUCGGGAUGGUGGAGGUACUAGUGCUUCACUUGGGACUUACAGCCUCCCCCAGGCAGGGGGUCCAGGAAGAGUGCGGCAGAGCCAGCCUGGAAGGGCGACGGCGGUAUACCUUUUUUCACAUGAUUAAUUACGACGACAACCUUUCUCUCCCGCGUGGCCUGUGGGUAGAAGUUACGGGCACAGCCUGACCAGCCUUCCCCCAUGCCCACCUUUCCAGCACUGUGCAGUAGGGUAAGGAAGAGGCAUGGUGCUGACAUGGGACGGUGACCAGGCAGCCCCGGGGGCCAGGAAGACCCGGGCAGCUGAGCGCCCCUGGUGCCUGGCUCAGCCAGCACCUGCUUUGCCCUGCCUCCAUUGUUUUACUUCCCCAGCACCCCCAUCCUGGCACUCAGGAUAAGUGGUUUCACCUGCUACUUACACAGCUCAGCUCCUGACAAGCACUUUAGUUAGCCACUGGUGUCAGGUUUGGAUACCAGUGUUUUAUAUUUAUACAUAGAGAGAAUUUUCUAAUAUAGCCUAUUAUAUAGAGAGAUAUAUACGCAUUCAUCUACAUGCACACACCCACAUACACACAGACCCCAGGCGUUCUCUCCCGGACAGCUCUUUACAUGGGGGGGGUCUUGCCUCCACCACGCAAGCUGGAGCUCAGGUUGGGGGAGGGAAGGCAGCUGCGUGUCCCAGCCACCCCCCAGCCUGGGCUUCUCCAGGGAGAGGCUCUGUGCCGUCGGCCGGGGUUGUGCUUUUCGUUUUUCCAUGUGCCUCUGCUGCUCUGAUUCUCGGCACCAAAGCUCGUGGCAGGCAAUGUUGGAAAAGAACUGCGUUUGAAAGAAAAAAAUGGCUCUUAUGGUCUUGCUUUAGGCCAGCUGGAGGGGCCACAGGUCAGUCACCACGACUGACCCUUGCCUUGGCUCCACUGGUCUGGACUGCCUGGGCUGUUGGCCAAGGACAGGACAGAGCCAGUUCCUGUCCCGACCGGUCCUGGGUUAGCAGUGGGAAGGAGCUGCUGGGCGGGGCUACCCCUGCAGACGUGCGAGUUCCCCGGAUGCAGUGAUGGGGGUGAGUCCCACCAGGCUGGGGGGUGGGCAAAGGACACAGGUGCCAAAGUGGUCAAGGCAGUAGAGCUGGGAUGUUAUGACAACAGCUGUAAAGUCUGGGCUAUUUGUGUGGUGACAAGACUGCUGCAUGGGGUAAACACGUCCCCUGCCUCCGGAGAGGCCUCCCUUGCCGCCACUGCCCCCAGAACUCGGGGCCCUUGAGCUCUUGGCUCUGACAUUUCUCUGGGUUUUCCACAGAAAGCAAGGAGACGUUGCAAGAAGUUUAUUUACUUGCAGAGUUUUCUGGAAACACCUCUAGCUGCUGCCACUUGUCCAGCCAGGCUUGGCCUGCCCCUUUUCCAGGAACCGGCCGCCCUCUGGCCUGGGUCUGUGCACCUGCCUUCCCAGCCUUCACCCUCCUGGUGGGGCCUCCCGGGUGGGCCCCCAUCCUUUGUUCCCUCUCUCACAGUCAUUCUCCCCAAGUCUGCUUCCCCUUUCUGCUCACUGCCAGCAAGGGGAGGGAAGCUGGAGUCCAGCUGGAGGAGGAGGAGUCUUCUUAUCUCCCCAGCCUCCCUCACCCUUUUCCAGGCCGUGGGACUGAGAUGUAAAGGCCUGGAUGGGUGCUGAAGGGCCUUUUUGUGUGUCUCAGGCACACCCGUGCUGUCUCCCAUGGCUUCUCUGCCCAGUCCCUCUGUCCCAUGUGGAUUCUAGCCAGCUCCCUGGGCAGAGGAGUUAGACCGGGUCAGCAUCAGACACCAGGGCCGAGAAAUCAGGAGUCCCCUGGGCAUGGGCUGCAGCUGCUGUGCCUGGCGCGGAGCAGCCUGGUGCCUUGGACCUCAAACCUCCUCUCCAGACGAGAGGGAAAGAGUGGAAAAACCCCUGGCUUUACAGAUGACGAGGCUGUGUCUUGCUCCUGCACGGCCCUGCCUGGUCCUGCCGACCUGACUGGCAGGCUGGAGUGACUCACCCAGCUCACCCCAGCAGGUGCCCUGGCCAACACUGUCGCCAUGCUCCGCUGACAGUGGUCCUCUGGCUUAGCCUCAGCCCUCAGCGGGUCACCUGCAGGUGUGAGGAAGCAGGAGCGAGCUCCUAGGACCCUGUGCACACUGGAGCCUGCCAAGUCAAACCUCAGGGCUAUGGGGCUGCAGGCAGGGACUAAAGGUGGAAGACCCAGAACACAGUGGGAACAGCCUGUCCUCUCUCUGUGAAUUCCUCUCCCUGCUAAUAAGAAUCUCCUACAGGGACUUAGACUACUCUGCCCUGCCAGCCCCUGGCAGAGAUGCAGAGCCAGACCCUCCAGUUGGGAGAGGCACUUGGGCAGAGCUAAGGUUCUGCCGCUCCCUGUCCUAAAAUAACUUCUCUGGGUAGGGCCAGGACCGUGGAGUUGCUAAGGCAACUGAUGUAGGCCAGCUGUUUGACUGCAGGCUUUUCCUGGUCCCCAGCAGGCCAAAUCACCUGGCAUGGACUACCACCCCUCCCUGCCACUGUUCUUGCCCAGAUCCCAGGCACUCUGAGCCCUGAUGCCUCUGGCUGUAUCUUUUAGCCAGCACCCGGGGUUCUCUGACACCAGGGGGUUUGGAGCUGGUCUCUGUAAUAGCUGUGAUCUCACGAGGGCUGGGUGCUUGCAAGGAGACCUGGCUGACAAGGAGCAGGAGGGAGAAAGCAUGGAGACCCUUCAAGCCUGGGGGAGAAAGGCUGUCAGGCCAGGGCCGUAGCAGGGACAUGGGCCCUGUGGCAGUCGCAAGACCGGGAAGGGGAGGAGCAUGCAGGCAUCUCAAAGCCCCUGGCUACAUCUGGGGCCAUAGCCUUGAACACAGUCAUGUUUUGGUGGUGGUUUAGGGGUCCACCCCAUUCCCACCUCUCCCUGGGUAGCUGUCACUGUCCCCACUGCCCCACCUGAGCAGUGUGUGUCUCUCCUGCACCUGGGUGGGGCUUUGGGCUGACCAGGAUGCCCCUGGAGCCUGUCUGGUGGCCACACACACACCCUUGGGAUGCCCUGCCUCCCACUCAACACAACCUUUGCAAAGGUGUGUGUUUUUGUUGUGAUUUUUAAAAAGAUUUAUUUAUUUGAAAGAGUUACAGAGAGAGGUAGAGACAGAGAGCUGGUUCACUUCCCAAAUGGCCGCAACGGCCAGAGCUGAGCCAAUCCGAAGCUGGGUGCCAGGAGCUUCUACCGGGUCUCCCACGUGGGUGCAGGGGCCCGAGGACUUGGGCCAUCCUCUACUGCUUUUCCAGGCACAUUAGCAAGGAGCUGGAUCGGAAGUGGAGCAGCCAGGACUUGAACCGGUGCCCCUAUGGGAAGCUGGCAUUGCAGGCCAGG
Messenger RNA from Oryctolagus cuniculus (rabbit), 5088 nucleotides. RefSeq names its product ArfGAP with FG repeats 2 (gene AGFG2). Gene Ontology annotation, biological process: acrosome assembly; intermediate filament organization; spermatid nucleus differentiation. Gene Ontology annotation, cellular component: cytoplasmic vesicle; cytoplasm; membrane. Gene Ontology annotation, molecular function: GTPase activator activity. The record is from RefSeq and is a predicted model, not a curated record. NCBI's taxonomy places the organism in Eukaryota, Metazoa, Chordata, Mammalia, Lagomorpha, Leporidae.